Messenger RNA from Aureobasidium melanogenum CBS 110374, 552 nucleotides. RefSeq lists its product as uncharacterized. Lineage: Eukaryota; Fungi; Ascomycota; Dothideomycetes; Dothideales; Saccotheciaceae. The record is from RefSeq and is a predicted model, not a curated record. The coding region runs from base 1 to 552 and encodes 183 amino acids. The transcript has 2 exons.
AUGACAGUAACCUUUGACGACAGUCGCGUUUGGCUGAUGUGGUUGAACUUGUUCAGCACAGAGGCACAUGACAACUUUGUGUUCCGCGUGGGUCUGACCUUGAUGGAUCUGGACCACAAUCCAUUCGAGGAGUACUCUAUUCCUCCGUAUCUCCGCGAGAGUUUCAAGAGGGUUGAGCAGGUCAAUGGCCCCGAUGUGGUCGCCAACACAUCAUCCCUUGAGAAGAAGGCUAAUGCUGAGAGAGCAUACAAGAUUGGAGAUCUGCCGUCGCUUGGUAAUAGAAACAUCAAUCAUAUUCUAAUGGAAAACAAACUCCAAUACCUUCCGACAAACAUCAGUGAACACAAGCACAGGAUAAGCAUCUUAAGGAGCGACCAUGUAAAGAUCUUGCUGUUCGACGGUUCGAGCCAGGAAUUCAGCGCUCUGUAUAGUCUUGGAACAAAUAACACACUCUUCAAGCAUAGUCUGCAGCUUGGAAGGAUUAGCGAUAACGAAGGAGCAAAACCGCAGGAAGCGAAGGAAUCACGGGCUGAUCGGAUCCUUCUGUUAUAA